Messenger RNA from Bipolaris sorokiniana ND90Pr, 5049 nucleotides. RefSeq lists its product as uncharacterized. The record is from RefSeq and is a predicted model, not a curated record. Bases 67 to 4632 code for a protein of 1521 amino acids. The transcript has 7 exons. Gene Ontology annotation, molecular function: phosphorelay sensor kinase activity. Lineage: Eukaryota; Fungi; Ascomycota; Dothideomycetes; Pleosporales; Pleosporaceae. Gene Ontology annotation, biological process: phosphorylation; phosphorelay signal transduction system.
CCCAGGGCGCGCCGACGGCCCUUUGCCUACCCUGCCCUGCCCUGCCGCAUCCCAGCAUCACUACGUAUGAGGGAGCCGCGCUCAAUCUUCACAGGUACAGGGAAUGACUCGACGACGGCUCUUGACCGCACGCCCGAUCAGCGCCAACUAGACACUUGCCAACAACACCACUUUGUCGCAAAAACACCAGACCCACCGCCUGUUCCCCUCAACUCCCCUUUUGAAUUCCCUGAUCCCUACGACCCAUGGGCCCGCCUGUCGCCAACCCCUAGCAACCACCACCACCUACACCUACAACAGCAGUCGGGCUCUGCGCCGCUGCAGCGCCGCCCACCACACAGCGGCACGCAGCCAGCGCUCGCUCCGCCUGCCAUUGCCGGCGUCAAACGCUCUCCACCGUCCCUCAGCGACUACCAUUUGGCCUCAAUCUCUUCGCGACUGGCCCCGCCCCAAACCGAGCCCUUGCACAAGCGCCGCAGAGCCCUCCCUCCUUUACGCUAUUCGCUCGACCGCUUCACCCUAUCCAAGACUACCCAGCCUCGUCUCCCCACCGAGCCUCUGUCGCCACUCUUCUUCUCCUCGCGAACCAUCACACUCAACCUGCCUCCGCGCUUUUCCAGCUCAGAGGCGGCAGCAAGCAUGCUUAGCAAAACUCAUGAAGAAAGCAACAUCAAGACCGUCACCCUUGCAAGAGGCACUUAUAGUGGCUUGAGCCCACCGGGGCCUCCACCCGGCGCAAGUGGAAGAUCGUCGGAGCGCUCCAGUCUACCGCGCACAGCGUCUCCAGAUUCACGAGAAAAGAGCGAUCCAUUGCGGGUCCUGGCAUCCAUUGGCAUAGUUGAGCUGCUCGAACAUGAUGGCCGACCGACUUUUAUUGUCGACAUUGGAGAACCCAUAAGUCGUACCCUACAACCGACUACUUUGCAGAUACUCUUUGCCAACAAUGCCCUUCGAUCAAACUCUUCGGCGUGGGAGCUGGUGGCUGGCAAAUCGCCUGCAUCCACGCCCCAAGGCUCGACUGUAAACGCAACACAUCAAUUUCGUGCAUGGUUACUGGAUCCAACACGCCAGGGGCAAGAUAGCGAUACUAGUCCUCUUCCAGUGGAUUAUGGCGGAAUUUUGUGGUCGUGUUUUACCCUACGAAAACGACUGCGCGUUGUCUCGGGCCAUGUAUUGGCCCCUGCAACAAUCCUCCCCUCCACGGAUGUGCCCGAUGAAGUUGCCAUGCCUAUGCUAUCAGCAGUAGCCCAUGCAUCAGGCAAUGGCGCUACUUUUACAUCACCUCCACCCCGGAUCGAUGAGACACAAGAUUACUUUGGCAGUACAGGGCCUGCCAUUCCCCAAAAAGCAUCGAGACCCCCCAUUGCAGCAGCACCACAACCUGAUCCAACUUACUCCAAACUUGGUGACAAAAAUAUGGCGCCGGACCUUCCAUCCAGAAUAAACCUAACAUCGGUUGAAGAAUCUGCGCAAUUUGUUAACCAAGAAAAUGACGAGGUGAGCGAGGAAGUUCGCGACAUGGGCUUCUUCGAUUGGACCAGGCUAGCCCCGUCUCCUAGUCUACCCAAACACAUCCAAUUCGCUCGCUCAAUAGACUGGGCCUCAACACCCUUGGGCCCCAUUGAGUACUGGUCUAACGACUUGCGCGCCAUGUGCAACCUCAUUAUGGCAAGCCCUCAUCCUGCAGCCAUGUACUGGGGUGAAGAGCUUGUAGCCAUUUACAACGAGGCCUACAUCGGCCUGGCAGGCCAGAAACAUCCAGCGCUCAUGGGCCAGAGCUACAGAGUUGCCUGGGCGGAGAUUUGGCACGAGGUCAAGGACGUUUUCGCAAAUGCACGCCUUACGGGUCAAGCGACUAUGAAGGACGACGAUUGCCUGUUCAUAUGGCGGAAUGGUUUCAUCGAGGAGGCAUAUUUUUCAUGGUCCAUUAUUCCAAUGGUCGGUGAGGAUGGAACAGUAAUGGGUCUUUACAACCCGGCUUUUGAAAAGACAAGACGGAAAGUUGCUGAGAGGCGCAUGCUCACGCUCCGCGAAGUCGGCGAACGGACUGCAACUGCUAGGGAAAUCAAGGGCUUCUGGGAUCAAGUGCUUCUCGCAUUGACUGAAAACGACUUGGACACCCCGAUAGUCAUGCUUUAUAGCGUUAACGACGAAAACGAUAGCGAUUCAUCCUCCCUGCACUCCAGCAGCUUGCUCGGCUCAAAGCAGUGUUACUUGGAGGGCUCGCUGGGCGUUCCAGCUGGGCAUCAAGCAGCGCCCGAUCAGAUUGACCUUAAAGACGGACAGGAAGGCUUUGGGCCUGUCUUCCGGGAGGUCAUGAAGACGGAUAAGCCUGCGGUUGUUAGUAUUGGAUCGGAUGACUUGCCAUCCUCCAUGAUGGAAGGAAUAGAAUGGCGCGGCUUCGGGGACCCUUGCCGAGAGAUUGUCAUCUGUCCCAUUCACCCCACCACGGGCGAGAAUAUCCUUGGCUUCCUCAUUAUGGGCAUCAAUCCAAGGAGACCUUAUGAUGAUGACUACAACCUCUUUGUUCAGCUGCUCAGCCGACAACUUGCUACAUCACUGGCUUCCGUGGUCCUUUUUGAAGAAGAGAUACGCAGGGGCCAAAGAGCAGCCCGGCUAGCGGCAGAAGACAGAUACCAUCUCUCUACACAGCUUGCUGCACGCACACAGGAAGCCCGAGAAAGCGAGACCAGGUUCACUCGCAUGGCCGAGUUAUCACCAGCCGGCUUGUUCAUUGCUGACCAUGUUGGAAGAAUAACGUACUGCAAUGACACUUGGUACGAAAUCGCACGAGUGCCACGAGAGCCCGAGAUGACUGAUAGAUGGAUCGAAUAUGUCAGAGAUGAGGAUCAACCAUUGAUUCUUGAGCAUUGGGAGCGGCUGGUUAACGACACUACGCCCAUCAAUCUGGAAUUCCGAUUCAAAGCACCUUGGGAAGAUAGGGACCGCACAAAGAGUGACACAUGGGUGCUGUUCUCGGCUUUCCCCGAAAAGGACGAACACGGGCAGCUCAAGAGUGUCUUCGGUAGCAUCACGAACAUCUCACCUCAAAAAUGGGCCGAAGGAUUUCAAAAGCGGAAGAUGGAGGAGGCUGUUGAGCUCAAGCGCCAACAAGAGAACUUUAUCGACAUUACGAGUCACGAAAUGCGAAACCCUCUUUCCGCUAUCCUCCAAUGCGCCGAUGAGAUUUCUACUAUUCUAGGCGACUUUAGGGCUUCAGGAUCUCAAGUCAUCGAGCCGGGUAUUGUAGCCGACUCUAUAGACGCCGCACAGACGAUCGCCUUGUGUGCGCAACAUCAGAAGCGCAUUGUUGAUGAUGUGUUGACGUUGUCGAAACUCGACAGUGCAAUGCUCAUGGUAACGCCAGUAGAUGCGCAGCCAUUACAAGUCGUACAGCGUGCUUUGAAGAUGUUUGAAGGCGAGGUUCAAACAGCCGGUAUACAGAUGGAGUUUUUCCUCACCGAUUCAUUCACAAGUUUAGGGGUCGAUUGGGUCAAGAUUGAUCCGUCGCGAGUCUUGCAGGUGCUCAUCAAUCUCACCACGAACGCCAUCAAGUUUACAACAACCGAAGAAACAAGGACUAUCAAGGUCGUUCUCUCAGCAUCUCGAGAGUGUCCAUCGGCGCGCAGCAACCCUACAGUGAACUACUUUCCCAUGCGGGCCAAACGGGUAGAUCAGACAUGCGGCCCCGACUGGGGAAACGGAGAAGAAAUCUACUUGGAAUUUGCAGUCCAAGAUACAGGCCGAGGGCUAACUCCAGAGGAAAAGAAACUUCUUUUCCAACGCUUCUCGCAAGCAAGUCCACGAACUCAUGUUCAAUAUGGUGGAUCUGGCCUAGGCUUGUUCAUCUCGCGGGAGCUCACUGAGUUGCAAGGAGGCGAGAUUGGUGUCUCUUCUGAGGCAGGAAAGGGAAGUACAUUUGCCUUUUAUGUCAAGUGCAGGAGGAGUAUCGAGCCAAAAGAUACUUUGGAAGUUCUUCCAGUUUCCUUGUCAAGAAAGGUGUCCAAUGCGAAAGACAAGGGAAGGACUGGACCGCCUGUACCGUCACAGUCGAAAACAAUAACCAAGGACUUUGCGAUUGUGCCAAAACAGGAUAAUGUCACACCAAAACCAAAGCCAAAGAAGGAGAUCAAGGUACUCAUCGUAGAGGACAACUUGGUCAAUCAAAGAGUCCUUCAACGUCAACUCCAAAACCAAGGCAUACAAACCAUCGUUGCAAAUCACGGUGGUGAGGCUCUCGAAUUCCUGAAACUAUCCACAUUCUGGGCCUCCCCUUCAUCGCCCACCACUACCACCACACCCCCGACCGAUAUCUCGGUUGUCCUUAUGGAUAAAGAAAUGCCCGUCAUGGACGGUCUCCAAUGCACGUCCAGAAUCCGUGAACUAGAGCAGCACGGAAAGUUCAAGUGCCACGUCCCUAUCAUCGCUGUCACGGCCAACGCUCGCAGCGAGCAAAUCGCUACUUUGCUAGCUGCUGGUAUGGACGAUGUUGUCAGCAAGCCAUUCCGAAUUGGUGAGCUUAUACCCAAAAUUGAAGAUUUGGCCAACCGUUUUGGGAACAAAAAGCCGGUCUCCGAUGAUCCCACUUUAAAAGUCUCGACUGGACCCAGUGUACAACCGUACGGCGUAUGACGAAGUACAUGAAACAUGAUUUUGCUUUUUUUCGCACACAAUUUUCGGGUAUUCUGCCUGCAUCAGCGAUUGAUGCAAUCAGCCUUGUCUCGUUACUUUUCUUCUUCUUUUUGGACCUUUUUCCACAACUUCGUAUUAGUAAGCAUACACACAACUGGAGUUUCUCUGUUUUUUUUGCGCUCAUUUACGACCUGGGGGUUUUUUUUCGCUUGUUAAUGGAGCAUUUUCGGAUGUGUAUACCCCCCUACCGCGUUUCUGGAAUAAACAUCAUGAGGGAAACCAGAGAUGAGUUGUAGAAAAAUAAAGUAAAGUACAGUCCAAUACAAAUAGAUGUAUGGGUGGAACAAUGAAAGUUUGAACAAGAAUAGCUCAGCGAUGUGAGUGAAUAAGUGAAGGUCUGUAGUAGAAGCUACUGAU